Molecule: messenger RNA, 3768 nt
Organism: Stylonychia lemnae
Lineage: Eukaryota; Ciliophora; Spirotrichea; Sporadotrichida; Oxytrichidae
Source: the annotation of a GenBank genome assembly
AUGAAGAAAAUAGUAAGGAAUGCUGAUCUACUUAAUCAGAUCAGUGAUACCAAAAUCUUGAAUUAAACCUAGAAUCAUAAGAGAGCUUGCAAGAGUCAAGAGAAGUUUCAUAGAAACAGCCCAAUAAAAUAGCUCAUAUUGCAGUCUUAAUAUCCUUCCUAAUUAGAAGCGCCUCAAAUCGAAAUUGGUUCUAACAAGUUAAUUUGCACUAGCAGUAAUGGCAGAGUUGGUGAAGUGGUGACCGAUUUUGACAAGUAGAACAUAGAAAUCAAAGAGCCAAAUUCUACUAAAAAUAGGUAGCAGCUGAGCUUUAUAUAGAUUUAUAACUAGUACAAUACACCGUAAAAUAAUUAGAAAUAAGCUCUGGCUAGUAAAUAUCAAUAGAAGAUAAACAGGUACAGAGCUGCUAGUUAAAAAGACGUGCGUAAUGUACACGAGGCCAGAUUAAAUAUCACCCAAAGACUCCUUCCACAUAAAGAAUAAGAUAUGUUUAGACCCAACUACUUCAAGAAAUUAGAGGCCUGGGGUAGCCCCUAAAUUUCUAGGUAUGGUAUUUAACUUUCAAGAAGCAGUUAGUAAUAAUUUAUGAUCUACAAUGGCUUAAACUCCUUCAAGCCACUCAAAAUUUAAGAAUACUCAAGUGCUUUCAAAUCCAAACUAGUCGUUCAAACUACCAAGUGCACUUAGCCAAAAAUAGUCUGGAAACUAUCUUAGAAUUCUCAAUUAACAAUCUCAUCGAAUCAAGGAUCAUUAGCUUAAAUCAUCACCCAGUAUCCGAGACUUCAAAAGCUAAACGAAUCUGAGAGUUUUAUUAUUCCAUAACAGCAGCUUAAAAAUCUUUCUUAGAGCAAUAAAGCAAAGAAGCGUAACCCUGUCUUAGAUAUAUAUAAGAUAGAUAAAUAAUCACCUAGGAUGAUCAUUAACAACUAGAUCCUUGGGUAAUCUUAAAAUAUGACACCAAUAGAAUAUCAGAAUAGGCUUUAAUAGUAAUUCUAAAACUAGCAGCAACUACACACAUCACUACUAUCUAAAACCAACUACGCGUUGCCUACAACGUAACCUUUUUAUUUAAGUCCUCGUAGACAGCAAACCACUUCUGAGAAUAUGGAUACUUAGAAUAGCUAGGAUAACCUCUCAAUCGUAGAGUAAAUUCGAAAUGAGAUUGUGUCUGCUGGAGCUGAUACAGGAAGACUAGAUCAACAGAUCCAAAAAUAGAUUAAUUAGCUGAAGAAACUAAGGAAGUUGACUUAACAGAUUAAUAAUAAUAACAUUCAAACUAGCAUCUAGUUAUAGUAUCAUACUGGAGGAACUGGCACAGGAGAUAACACAGAGUAGAGUAUAUGCUCCAAUACUGAAAAGAGACUGAAUUAUAGACAAUCUUCUAAUAUAAACUCUAAUGAGACCCUAGAAAAUAAUCUUGAUGGUCGCAAACAGCUUAAGUCCCAAUUGAGAGUCAGAAGGACAUCUAACACCUUAACUUAGGAGACUCCAUAUGAGAUUAAUGUUUAAAACUAUGAGAACUCCCAGAUCAUUUCAUAAGAAGUAUGUUUAGAGCAAACAUAUAACUAGGAUAAUGAAACCCCUCACGAGGCAAACGUUGAGAAUAGUCAGUUAAAUGAAGAUAUUCAAUCAAUAAUAGAUGUUGAUGUAGUUAGACAAGAAAGUAAUGGCUUACAAAGUCUCAAUAUCUAGAUCAACAAAUCAAAAUCAAUGAAGGAUGGCUCGCCCUUAAAAGGGCUUUUGAUAACCGAAAAGGAUCACAGAAUUAUUGAGAAAUUUAGACGCAAGAGAGAUAGUAUCAAGCAAUCUUCUGAAUUCUUUUCAUAAAUUGGAGGUUCAACCCUUUCAGACAUCAUUAAGCAAAAGAGAUUUAGUGAACAGCAUGACAUAGAAACAAUAAACGAGGGUACAGUUGAGGAGGAUAUACCCUUUUAGUAGAAUCAAUCUCUACAUCUUUCUCAUAGAUAGGCUAUUGCUGAAAAGGCAAACCAAGAUCAACAAAAUAUUCAAUAGUAAUUCUAGGAUUUAGUCACGUUUGAAUUUAAGAGUGACAACAACAUGUUUCAACAAACAGAUAAGGACAAGAGGCAGAGCAUUAAAGAGCUGUCUCGGAUAUACCUAGUCAAGAAUAUCAAGAAACAGCUGAAAUAAAACAUUAAUGAGACUGAUUUAAGUAAGAAGGUGAAGAGUGAGCUGUGCUUCUAUAAGUUGGGUAAGAUCAUUAGGAAGGAAAAUAGCAACUUGGUUAGGAUAAGAAAAGGCUGGAGUAUACUAGGCAACAAAGAAGUGUCUCUGAUGACAAUGAGGACUGUCGAUAGUUACAAGGAAACAUUCAAAAGAGAUGUAGAGAUUCGCAAAUAUCUCAAAUCUAGAUUUAUACAAAAAAUUUAUGAAGAGUUUGAAUCAAGAAAGGACCAGAUAAUGAUAUAUGUGGAGGACCCAAUAUCUUCACAUGAUCUCAAGGAAGUUAUUGACUAUCAUCAAAAGCUAAAAGAAUAUCAAGCUUAAUUCUUCUUCAAGCAGAUAGCAUUUUGCUUGUUGCAAUUGAAAAUAAAGAAGAUAGCCCAUAGAAACAUAAAUCUGGAGAGCUUUGUGUUUUCCACUCACAAGAGCAUGAUACUCCAGCUUAGGAAUUUUGGCCGUUACUACCUGUAUAAAUCAGCAAAGCAAGACUAUUUAAACACGCUGAAAUAUCAAAAUCAGUAAGAAGCAACUGAGUUCACGGCUCCAGAGAUCUUGUUGAAAUCUCCCUCUUAGAGUUUUUACUAGCACGACAUUUGGUCUGUAGGAGUUCUACUCUACUAUAUGCUACAUGGUGCCUACCCAUACCCUAAGAAUACUUACUAAGACAUUAUAAAGUACUUGAAUGAUAAAAACUACGAUCUUAGGAUAGACCCAGAAUUAUCAGAUGAAUGCAAAGACAUUCUCAAGCAGCUGUUAACUAUCAAUACUUACUAAAGAAUAACUAUUGAAGAGAUUAUCAAUCAUCCUUGGGUACUCAGAUAGGUAGUUAAGAUUGAUAUUAACCUUAAUAAUUUGGGUGAAGACCAGAGAUUCAACAGUAAUAAGUCAAAGUUCGAAAGUCUUUACUCUAAUGAAGAUGGAGAUGAUGAUGGUGAUUACUUCAGUGAGAAUGAGCACUCUAUAAAUUCAAAUGGUACGAUAUAUUUUGAUGAGAACUAUGAUAAAUAUGAGUUCUACGAAGAUGAUUUGAUCAACCACUGUAGAUCACAAAUACUAUCACCCAACAACAGUAUAAUUCAAGAUAAAGAUUUGCCAGUAGACUAAUAUGAUCACAAAUUCUUAAGUGAUAAUGACGGGGAUAAGUACUUUUCUGGUAAGGCAAGCUUUCUAUAAAAUGCAAUCGGCUUCAAUCACUAAGUAGUAGAAAAAUUUGAUAAGUUUUAUAUGAAAAAGUAAAGGCAACUGCAUGUAAAGCUUGAAAAUUAGAGAAAGUUUAGAUAGAUGACUUAGAACGAUAUAUUUCUGAGAAUCUCUAGGCAUCUGACAUACAGGUCAGAAGAUUAAAAGGCAAGAGAUAAGGAAAUUGAAGAUGAUCUGUUGGAAAGUAUAUUUCAGAUAGAGCUAGAUGAUAAUAUGGAUGAGGAAUAGAGAAGACAGAGAGAUAUAAUUGAUGAGAAUAUUUUGUAAAAACUUGAAUAACAAGGGAUACCAAGGCAGUUCAUAAUGGAUUGCUUAAAAUAAGACAUAAAAAACUACAUCACUGCUAGCUAUUAUUUAAUGCUUAAGGCUAGUAAGGAGUUGUGA